Molecule: messenger RNA, 1289 nt
Organism: Lagopus muta (rock ptarmigan)
Lineage: Eukaryota; Metazoa; Chordata; Aves; Galliformes; Phasianidae
Exons: 2
Coding region: 139-840 (233 amino acids)
Source: RefSeq, a predicted model, not a curated record
AUCCCCAGCCGUGAGGCGCAAGAAGAGGCGCUGGAUGCUAAGGUGGAAAGCGGAGCUUGUGUGUGCCAGGAGGCAGGCGUGGUGAGGUGCGCUUUGGAGCCUGCUGUUGUUGGCGCUGGGCUCGGGAGGCCCCUGAACAUGGCGCUGUGUGCUGCGUGUGCCAGCCCCAAGAGAUUCCCGUGUGGAAGAAGGGAGAGGAUGAAGGAGGCCGAGGGCCCUUUUCUCGGGGCCGGCUCCUCUGUGGCCUCUUGCUUGCCGGAGAGAAGGGCUGCCCGCUGGGCACAGGGGGUGCCUUCUAGCUGCCGUCCCGUGCCCUGUCCUGCAGCCCCCUCCUCAUGCUAUGUGGAACGCCAUGGCCAGCAGUGCGGCUGCCAUUUUAGAACCUUCGCCGCAUCACAGCCGUCACCUUGGUCACCGCUGCCCCGGCCAACGCACUCGCCUCUGAGAGCUCUGGCAGCCAUGUCAGGAGCAAAGAGAGCGAGGGGCGAAGCUUGCCCAAUUUCCAAUAGGAAGGGAGAGCUGGGGGCCCCAGAAGCGAAGAGGAGGAGGGGGGCCGCCUUUAAGAUCAAGCGGAGGAGGAAGGAAAAGAGAGUGCGUUUCCAUCGCGCCUGGACCAGCGCUGUGACCACCUCCGUGGAGCCCAUGGAGGUGGAUCCACCUCCGGAUGAGCCCAUGGAGGUGGAUCCACCUCCGGAUGAGCCCAUGGAGGUGGAUCCGCCUGCGGCACAGCUGGCCUGGCACCACACCACCGUGCCAGGCCCCGCAUCGGCGCCGUCCCACCGCCGCUGGUCCAGGCGCUCGGCUCCCUACCCGCUGCGCGGCCCCCGCCCCCAGCAUUAGCUGGGUGGCAUUAGUUUCCAUCAGCUCCUCCUCUGGAGCCAAUUCUGCGGGCCCCCAGCUCCAUCUUCACCCUGUUAUGUCCCCGUCCCUGUUUUUCUUGUUGAUUUUAGUGUUAAGUUUAGUGUUAGUGUUAGGAGUAGGUUAUUGUUCAUGUUUCAGAGUUAGGCAUAGGUUACUCGUAGUCUUUUAGUGUUAGGCAUAGGUUCCUGUUCUUCUGUUCGAGUUAGGCAUAGGUUAGUUGUAGUCUUUUAGUGUUAGGCAUAGGUUCCUGUUCAUACUUGACAGUUAGGGGUCGCUUGCUGGUGUCAGGUGGAAGUGAGCAGCGCUCACUCGGUAAGCACACGGCUGAUUGAUCGUGCGAAGACAUGAGUGCGAGUGCCGUGAGCACGGAGGCCCGAUGGCAUCUUGGAUGGAUUGAAUUUGCAGCUUGUGACUUUUGUGUUGCAGAC